Guillardia theta CCMP2712 is the source of this 888-nucleotide messenger RNA. RefSeq lists its product as hypothetical. The record is from RefSeq and is a predicted model, not a curated record. NCBI's taxonomy places the organism in Eukaryota, Cryptophyceae, Pyrenomonadales, Geminigeraceae. The transcript has 9 exons. Gene Ontology annotation, molecular function: iron ion binding; oxidoreductase activity, acting on paired donors, with incorporation or reduction of molecular oxygen; L-ascorbic acid binding. Bases 1 to 888 code for a protein of 295 amino acids.
AUGUCAGAACGAUAUCAGGCCAUCAUCGGAAAGCACUUUACUCCCGUGAACUGCUCGCUCGCCAGCCGGGACCCUGUCGAGCUCGCCAACUUUGCGGCAGACGUCUUGUAUCCUUCGGGGAGGUUGUCCGAGGCUCUCUUCUGCUUGGACGCUGCUGCCCUCUUGCUCAAGAGUCUUCAGCCCGCCGCCGCUCCGUCCCUGGCAGCCAUCAGCAAGAACCUGGACACCAUGGUUCAAGUGCUGCGGCCGGGCGAGCGGAACCGAGUCUAUCACAACGUGGGGAAGAAGGGAGCAACCUUUCCGGACCACAUGAGCAGAGAGCAUGUAGCUGGGACUGAGGAUCAAACGAUUCAGGUGUGGGAUGGAGCUUUGAGCAGCCAUCAGUGCGAGAAGAUCAUCGAGAUGUUUGAGAGAUCGGAUCAUUACGAGGGGAACCUGAUCAGCGAGGGAAAGAUCAUCGUAGACCACAAGGUCAAGAAAGCGAGCGAGUACGAGGUAUCAGAAGGGGCCCGCAAGAGUUCGGAGUGGGCGGAGAUAGAGCAGAUGCUGCUGUCAGUCUUUGUCAACCACACCAUCUUGUACGAAGAGAAGAAUCCUAUCCUCCGGCAACUCAAGAAUCCCUUCGGCGAUGAAGGGUUCCGCAUGAAGAGGUAUUUGGAUGACGGGACUGAGCACCACGCGUACCAUGCGGACUCAGGGCAGGAGGCUCCCUGUGCGCCUCGUCGGGUGGUGGCUUUUCUGGUCUACUUCAACGGGGUGGAAGGAGGAGAGACGGUCUUCCUGCAGCAGGGGAGGAUCGUCAGCCCCAAGUGCGGGCGGGUACAUGCUGGGAGACCGCCAACCAAGGGAUGGAAGUACAACGCCAUCAACUUUCUGACCAUACAAUGA